This is a messenger RNA of Malassezia pachydermatis, 1047 nucleotides long. RefSeq names its product bax inhibitor family protein. Lineage: Eukaryota; Fungi; Basidiomycota; Malasseziomycetes; Malasseziales; Malasseziaceae. The record is from RefSeq and is a predicted model, not a curated record. Gene Ontology annotation, cellular component: mitochondrial inner membrane. The transcript has a single exon. Bases 1 to 1047 code for a protein of 348 amino acids.
AUGUUUUCGGCAGCCCGCUUUACCCCCCGCCUCUUGGCGCCGGCAGCAUGCGCUGUGCGUCCCAUGUCGACCCGUGUGGCCGUGCGGCCCCUAGCCUUUAAGUCUGUCCGCUCACCAUUGCAGCAGCAGAUCCGCAACGUGCGCCACACUCGUUUCAACCGCCCCACAAGUGCUGGUGGCGUCCACCGUGGGGCAGAGUACUCUGCGCCAGCGCCGCCCAUGUCGAUGGGCCAGGCCUUUGGUGGCUCGAACGGCUCGUUCGCGCAAAAUGGCUGGCCCCGCGCACUUGUGAGCAUCGGUAUUGUGGCGGGUACGGCGAUUGGAUUGAACCUGUUUUUCAACCGCGAGACGCGCGGCGCCUUGGAGAUGUUUGAGAGCAACUACCUCAACUCGACCUUCACAUACCUUGGUGUCGGUCUCACUAUGACGGCCGGUGCUGCCUACGCGCUGCACCGCUUUGGCUACUCGGCUCGUAUUAUGAUGGCGAACCCUUGGCUCGUGCUUGGUGUGGGCCUUGUGGCCUCGAUUAGUGGUAUGAUGGGUGCGCAGGCCCUGCCCCCGAGUCAUCCUGCUAAGGUGCCAUGCUGGAUGCUAUUCAACCUGAGCCAGGCGGCUGUCCUCUCGCCUCUCAUGUUCCUCAACCCGGCUAUCCUGAUCCGGGCUGGUUUGUACACGGCUGGCCUUGUGGGCAGCUUGUGCUACGUUGGUGCUACGGCCAAGCAGGACAAGUAUCUGUACCUGGGUGGCCCGCUCCUUGCUGGUGUCACGGUCGUGGCUCUGUCCUCGCUGGCACCCAUGCUUCUGCCACUCCGCUUUGCUCGUACCCUCGCUGUGUCGGAAGCCAUCUGCUUGUACGGUGGUCUAGCUGUGUUUGGUGGCUUUGUCCUCUGGGACACCCAGAAGAUUCUGCGCCAUGCCCAACUGGUGCAGGCUGGUGUAAUCCCCUCGGACCCGCUUCGUGAAAGCAUUGGUCUUGAGUUGGACUUCAUCAACAUUUUCACUCGCAUUGUCCAGAUUCUGGCUAUGCGUGAUCAGCGUCGUCGCUAA